Molecule: messenger RNA, 312 nt
Organism: Monoraphidium neglectum
Lineage: Eukaryota; Viridiplantae; Chlorophyta; Chlorophyceae; Sphaeropleales; Selenastraceae
Product: 60S ribosomal protein L27
Exons: 4
Coding region: 1-312 (103 amino acids)
Biological process (GO): translation
Cellular component (GO): ribosome; cytosolic large ribosomal subunit
Molecular function (GO): structural constituent of ribosome
Source: RefSeq, a predicted model, not a curated record
AUGGUGAAGUUUCUCAAGACUCAGAAGGUGGUGAUCCUUCUGACGGGGAAGUACGCCGGCAAGAAGGCCGUUAUCGUCAAGAACUUUGACGACGGCAACAGCGCGCGGCCCUAUGGCCACGCCCUCGUCUGCGGCCUCUCCAAGGAGCCCCGGAAGGUGACCAAGCGGUCCAGCAAGAAGACCCAGGCGCGCCGGUCCAGCAUCAAGACCUUCAUCAAGGGCAGGCAGUGGACAGCAGGCGUCGCCAGCUCACUGGCCGAUGGGCGGCGGCAAGCUGGCAGCGCGCUCCCCGCAACGCAGCGUCGUGACUGA